CAAGCGCACGCCACAAUUCCACUUUCUCUAAACUACUACGAAGUAUUGGUUCAAAUUUAAAAUGCAGCGAUUUAAAACUUUUGUUCUUUUCUUUAUCACUUAUUGGGAAUUCAAGUUAAGUUCAGCCGUUCAAAUAAAUUACAUUAAAGUUCCAAGUGCGGUGAAGAAUGACUCAGGAUCUCCGGUGAUUCUAGAUUGUAAUUACUCAGUCAGACCUGAUGAUAGUGAAUUAGUGGUCAAAUGGUUGUUAAACGACGAAGUGGUGUACCAGUGGAUACCACCACAAAAACCACAAAGUUUAGGGCGACUGAAAAAUCGGGUUGAUUUGAGUUACAAGGCGGUGACCGACGAUCCGAAAAGUGUUUACAGAGCUAUGAAAAUUUGGAAUCCUACUACAGACAUUGCGGGGGAGUACCGAUGUUUCGUGUCGACGUUCGCCGAUGAAGAUUUUAGUGUGAAGAAUAUGAUAGUUUUUGAACCUGAACGCUCCCUUGUUAUCUUAAAGCAAGAAUUUAACCACCAAAGUGUUAACUUUACUUGUUAUGCUAAUGAAGUAUAUCCAGCACCAAAAUUAAUUCUUUACAAGGACCGGACUGACGAUUUUUACAAUAAAAAUCCGCUUCAAACUCUUGAAUGGAACACCAGUCGGCAUCCAAAUGGCCGCUUCUCUGUGUUUGUCGUUGCUCACGCAAUGGUAGAUUCUUUAGCUCCUGGAACUUUAAUCCACUGCGAGUUGCGCAUUCCUGGCACUGGUUAUGUUAAGAAACGAAGUUUACUUUAUUAUCCAACAGCUCAAACUGGAUGUGGGAGAGUUUUAGACAGAUGUAGCGCUCAACUCGUCUCGAUUUUGUGUUUACUGAUUUUAGCUUUCAGCAUUUAAUUGUGGAUUUCUUAGGACGAUAAUAAUUUAUUAUAAUUGUGUUAACCUGGUGUUUAUAGAUGGCCCAUUUGCGAAAUCUACAUCAAAAAACGCAAGUUUAAAUUUUAUGUAUAAAUCUGUGGUUUGAAGUUAAAAGCGCCAAUGUCAAAAUUGAGACAUGUGAGAAAAUUGCAACUAAAGCGCUUACAUAAAAGAAAAAAAUCUUUUUAAUUACAGCUGAGAGGAAGUCCAAGUUUUACUCAUAAACGUUAUAAUAUCUUAAAAAAAAAUUGAUAGUGUAUUUAAAAUUAAAAAUUAAAAUAUUUUGUAAAAUGACAUCGGCCCUCUCAGCUCCUUUUAGCUACUCGAAUAAUAGCAAAUUAAAAACAAUAAUUUGGUUGGGCUGCACAGAAAUUAGACAAAGAAUGUGUUUUUUUUUAAUUUUGAUGUAAUAGAGAAGGAAAAAAUAUGUUUCUUAAUGUGUGUUGAUGUUUGUUGUCGUCGUUAAAUCGAUCCUUGCUCGCCACUCAUCUUUUCUGCCUUAAAUUAAUAUUGCGGUUCUUGUAAUUUAUUGUCGCCCAUGAAAUUAGUGAAAAACAUCACGCCCUUGUGACGUCCUAUUUUACGAGUCGCUGUAAUAUGUUUAAAACCCAUAAAACUUUAAGAGACUCAAAACUUUAGGUGUUAGACGGUGCCUUGCACCGUCCAAUUUGUUUCAUUGUUAUUUCAGGUGUGAACUUGUAUUUUUGUAAAAUAGAAACCUCAUGAUUAUUUAUUAAUAAAUAAAUA
This is a messenger RNA of Tribolium madens (black flour beetle), 1648 nucleotides long. RefSeq lists its product as uncharacterized. NCBI's taxonomy places the organism in Eukaryota, Metazoa, Arthropoda, Insecta, Coleoptera, Tenebrionidae. The transcript is spliced from 6 exons. The record is from RefSeq and is a predicted model, not a curated record. The coding region runs from base 62 to 880 and encodes 272 amino acids.